Molecule: messenger RNA, 829 nt
Organism: Pocillopora meandrina
Lineage: Eukaryota; Metazoa; Cnidaria; Anthozoa; Scleractinia; Pocilloporidae
Source: the annotation of a GenBank genome assembly
AUGCUGCUUUUCAGCCGUCAAGGUAAACUUCGACUGCAGAAAUGGUACACGGCCUCUAGUCAGAAGGAGAAGAAAAAGAUCACACGGGAUUUGAUCACGACUGUUCUUGCUCGGAAACCGAAGAUGUGCAGUUUCCUUGAGUAUAAGGAUCUAAAAGUUGUAUACAAAAGGUAGUUUAGGGCAGUUAGGAUAUUCUUAUACGAGAAACUAAAUGUUUGAAAUGUGUCCAUUCCAUGUCUAGUGACUUGAAACUUAGGCACGUCUGGUUAUGGUCAGACAAAGACAGGUGAUUGAUUGGUGUUCUUUUUAAUGCCCCGGCUAAACGAUCAAACAUUUUCGAUGGACAUCGUGUUUGAUGUACAUCGUGGGGUGGCUAAACAAUCGAAAAUUUUCCAAGGGUUUGAUCAGAAUGUGAUCACAAUGUUGGAUGAAAAGUUUUAAUGCGAGGCUCAGAAAGACGGCUAGACAAGUUAAACAUGCUCUUCUAUCAUGAAGUUGAACGAAAACUUUUGAUCGCUUAGCGGAGCUUUAGGAUUCCUUUGUUGAAUUUGUACAUGAAGAACAACUUUACACUCUUCGCGUAUCAUGCAUGUGUAUAUAUGAUAACAACUGUACUGCGAAACACCUAUACUCUUUCAAAUACUUUCUAAACGUAGGAGUUUCUUGCUACACCUUCGUCAGAAAAUUGGAUGAUGAAUUGAAAAAUUUUGUGUUAUCGUUUGAAGUGAAAUGAUUUAUCGUAUAAUUACUUGUUAACUAAGCGAAUGAAGAUAUUGAUCCCAAAUGAAUAUGUUUAAUUCUAAGAUUCUGUUUCCUUGUAUUGCACAGA